AUGAACAAGCUAUUCGUAGCAACCGUGGUCCUUAUGGCCUAUUUUGGUUUGACUGAAUGUGUCUCCGUAAGUGUGGAAGACUGGACACCUGUGGAUGAUCGUGUACAGCGUUUCCUCCUCGAAAGUGCACUCACAAGAGCCUUAUCUGUUCAGUCAGAAGUCCCACUACGGGAUAGCUACGGAUGCGAUGUUUCAGGUUUCGUUGUUAGCGACUGCGGUCAGAAAGGUAAAUGCUGCGAUGUACAUGACGAUUGUUACCGCAGAAAUGGUUGUUCAGCAGCCAGUUGGCUUUGGCCAGUUGGCGCGUGCGGUGCAUGUAAUGCUGCUGUCGUAGGGUGUAUCACAACUUCAAAUCCAGGACCAAGUUCAUGCUGCAAGAAUAAAAAUUGUGGUAAACCACGACCAUAG
Messenger RNA from Didymodactylos carnosus, 408 nucleotides. Lineage: Eukaryota; Metazoa; Rotifera; Eurotatoria; Philodinida; Philodinidae. The record is from the annotation of a GenBank genome assembly.